AUGAAAGUCUUGGUUUUCUCGAUCUUUAGUCUUUCUGCGGCCUUGCCAGCAUCAGCUGGUACCCCCAAGUACGACGAGGACCUCGGCUGCUGGCCAAUCAGCGUCGAGCGUGACGCCACCUACUGCAUCGACGGGCCCGUCUGCAGCGGCGAAGGCUCGUCGCCUGCCGGAUCCUCGUGCCCUGUCAAAGGUGAUGUGGCGAUCGCCGACUGUGACUCGAAUGUCACUCGCGACAGUGUCGGCGACUACUGCGAGCUGUCAGUCGACACUCCCGUCUGUGAGGUCAUUCACACGGGGGCCUGGGGAUGCGUCAUCCCAACAAACGACCACGCCGACGCUUCUAAACAUAACCGUCCGCACCACCGUAACUCGCGCGACCGUAACUCGCACGACCGUAACUCGCAUCACCGUAACUCGCACCGCGGUGCCCAUCACCACCGUAACUCCCACUACGGUAACUCCAAAGACCGACACUCCCACCAUGGCGAUGACUCCCACUACGGUAGUCAGAACCAAGACUCGUCCUACUAUAACAGCGACAGUGGCAGCUACAUCCGCGGCAGCUACGAAGGUGAUGACGAACACAACAACGGCCACCACAUGAGCGAUCGACAAAACAGCGACAGCUAUGGAGAGGGUAAGUACAACAGCGGGGACCACACGAGCGAUCGACAAAACAGCGACAGCUAUGGAGAGGGUAAGUACAACAGCGGGGACCACAUGAGCGACCACCACCACAACAGCAACAACCACAACAGCAACAGCUACGGAGAGAACGAGUACACCAAUUACGACGGCGAGAACGACAACAAGGCCAAGAACGACGAUCACAAGAACAACAACAACGACAAGAACGACGAUGACGACAAGAAGAACAACAGCGACAGAUACGAAGGUGGCCACCCACCAGCGACCACCACAAGAGCGGUGGCUAUGGAGAAGGUAGCUACAACGGUGACCACCACAACAGCGGUAGCUACGAAAAGUGGUAGCUACAACGACGGUCCCUAUAUCCAAGGCAUAAACGGAUACCUUUCCAUCAACAUGUAUUCCAACUCAUUUUUCGACAAGCUUCCGACUACGAAACUGUCGGGACGCAGUAGGUCGAUGAGGACAGACACAUUCGUAUAG
Peronospora matthiolae is the source of this 1131-nucleotide messenger RNA. The record is from the annotation of a GenBank genome assembly. NCBI's taxonomy places the organism in Eukaryota, Oomycota, Peronosporomycetes, Peronosporales, Peronosporaceae.